Molecule: messenger RNA, 2328 nt
Organism: Lasiosphaeria miniovina
Lineage: Eukaryota; Fungi; Ascomycota; Sordariomycetes; Sordariales; Lasiosphaeriaceae
Product: exocyst complex subunit Sec15-like-domain-containing protein
Exons: 10
Coding region: 1-2328 (775 amino acids)
Biological process (GO): Golgi to plasma membrane transport; intracellular protein transport; exocytosis
Cellular component (GO): membrane; exocyst
Source: RefSeq, a predicted model, not a curated record
AUGCCGAGAAAAGCCCAAACAUGGGAUGACUAUGACUCUGCCGUCGACCAGAUCAUUCUGGCUCCGACGGACUCCGACUUUCUCGACCAGUUGAUCCCAGUGCUCAAAGAUGCCGCCGUCAGCGGCCGCACCGCGUCGCUCACCCAGAGCUUGUCCCAGUAUGCCGAGGAUCGAGAGGGCGACAUCGAGCGCAUCGGCUUGACGAAGCACGAAGAGUUCCUCGGAUCCGUUAAUCAGCUGCAGAAGGUGCGCGAAGGGACGGUGGCCCUGACAUCUGAGAUUCUGGAUUUGAACCAGUCGAUCCAGUCGAGCACAGAGAAGCUGGCCGCACAGAAGCAGGCUCUUGUGAACACACGCGGAGUGCGACAGAACAUUACCGACGUCUCCGAUGCGCUCAAGGAAUCCCUCAAGAUCAUGCAUGUGGUCAACAACGCGCACGAACUGAUCCGGAAGAAGAAAUACUAUGGGGCUCUGAAGUCUUUGGAAGACCUCCAGAACGAGUACUUGGUGCCAAUCAUUCAGAACAAGUAUGCCACGCAAUACAGGCUAGCCGACCUCAUCCAAAAAUCUAUUCCUGCCUCCCAAAAAACCAUAUCGGAAGCGGUUAUGACGGACCUGAACACGUGGUUAUACCGGAUCCGAGAGACAUCACAGUUCCUGGGGGAGGUGGCCUUCUUUCACACCGAGCAGCGGCGGGAUAGGCAAAAGAAACGCGUUGAGCAGAACGACUACUUGAGUCAUUUCAGGCUAAACUCUGCCAUCGAGCUUGUCUAUGACGAGAGCAGCGACUAUGAUGUUCUUGACAAUGAUGAAGUUCAGGUCGACUUUACGCCGUUACACGAAGCGUUACAUAUCCACGAAGCGCUCGGACAGAUUGAGAAAUUCCGCGCUGACUAUGCAGCUACCCGGAGACAGCAAAAGGAGUUGCUGAUGCCCAGCUCUGUAAACCUUCUCUCCGACGAUGAUGGAUCCUCCUUGAGUGCUCUUCUGGAAGGCAUUGCCGGCUUCGCCAUCAUAGAGAGCGCGACGAUGCAGCGCGCACCGCAGCUCCGCUCCACAGUUGAUGUUGACGAGCUGUGGGACUCCAUGUGCCAAAAUGCUAUUAGACUCAUUUCAAAAUCGCUUAGUGAAGUCGCCAAUGCAGAAGUCCUCCUCAAAAUCAAACUGGUUAUUGCCCUCUUCAUCCAGACAAUGGAGGGCUGGGGCUACUCGAUCUCGAUGCUCAACAACUUCCAACUCACGCUGUUCUACAAGUAUGCCGAGCUGCUAAAGCGCCGUUUCAGCGAGGACUUUCAAGAAAUUGUCUCGACGGACGAUUAUAUGCCAAUGGCCAUCAAUACGCUCGAAGAAUACGAGAAAGUUCUCAACGUCAGUUGGUUCACUCAGGACACGCCCCCUGAGGAACUUACGUUUCCAUGUGUUCUACCAUUCUCGCAAAUGUAUCCCCUCUGCUGUAUAGACAUUCGAAACUUUCUCAACCAGUUCUACUUUUUCUCAGACGACCAUUUCCAACAGCCGAAUGUCAUUGAUGAGACACUUAGAAAGUCGCUGGAUGAGCUUUUGACCGAAAAGGUCUGCCAGUCUCUCGUCGAGAGGCUGAACUCUCAGUACCUGGGGCAGAUUGUGCAAAUCUUGAUCAACCUAGAACAUUUCGAGAUUGCUUGCCAGGAACUGGAGCAGUUGUUGAUCAGGGCCCGAUCAUCGACAUCGGCAGGCGGACCGGUGACACUGCGAGCGACGGAGCAGUUCAGGAGCAACAAGAAGACCGCCGAGAAGCGCAUCUUCGAGCUUGUGAAUUCUAAAAUCGAUGAUCUUGUCGACACCUCUGACUACGAAUGGAUGGCGACCUCACGGCCUACCGAGCCAAGCAACUAUAUGCAGACGCUGACCCGCUAUCUCUCGAACAUUAUGAACUCGACUCUACUGGGACUUCCUAGAGAAAUCAAGGAACUCAUCUACUUUGAUGCGCUGAGCCACGCCGCAAAUAAGAUACUCGCACUCCCUCUGUCUUCAGAUGUCCGGAAGAUCAAUCCCAACGGUGUCGCCGCUCUCGCCAAGGACGUCGAACAUUUGUCAAAGUUUGUUGCCAGUCUGGAUAAUGCCUUCAUGCUUGAGCAGAACUUGGAUGAGCUGCAGCAGACGGUGGCGCUCAUGCAGUCGGACAACCAUGACGAGUUCUUUGAUAUCUCGACGCGGAAUAAGAAGUAUGGCCGCGUCGACGCUAUGAAUGGUCCCAUCUUACUUGAGAAGAUCACUCAAGCGGUUGACAACCCAGCUCGAGCCCCAGCGCCGCUCUCUAACUUCGGGUCGCGCUUUGGCUUGAGGUGA